Lolium perenne is the source of this 372-nucleotide messenger RNA. RefSeq lists its product as uncharacterized. Lineage: Eukaryota; Viridiplantae; Streptophyta; Magnoliopsida; Poales; Poaceae. The record is from RefSeq and is a predicted model, not a curated record.
AUGACGUUCCACGGCAUAGUUCCGGGAUUGUCCUGCUCGCCAAUGGGAAAAGUGCGGGUUGAUGUGCUAUUCGGUGGCCGAGAUAAAUGCCGUGUCGAGAACAUUCUGUUUGAGGUUGUCGAUCUGGACAACCCUUACCAUGCACUGCUUGGGAGACCGGCAUUGGCUAAGUUCAUGGCCUCAAUUCAUACAGCGUAUCUAAAGAUGAAGAUGUCGGCACCUAACGGUCCCUUAACCGUGGUGGGAAACUACAAGGUCAAGCUAGAAACCGCAUCAGUCGGAUCAAACUUGGCCGAGUCGCUGGUCAUAGCGGAGGAAAAAAGAAGGAUACAAACUGCUAUCGCGCUGGCUCAAUCAUCCCAGCUGAAUUAG